CUGUCCGCAGUCUCUGGUCAUCCCUGUGCUGUCCGCAGUCUCUGGUCAUCCCUGUGCUGUCCGCAGUCUCUGGUCAUCCCUGUGCUGUCCGCAGUCUCUGGUCAUCCCUGUGCUGUCCGCAGUCUCUGGUCAUCCCUGUGCUGUCCGCAGUCUCUGUCUCUGGUCAUCCCUGUACUGUGUCCGCAGUCUCUGGUCAUCUCCUGUACUGUGUCCAGCAGUCUCUGGUCAUCCCUGUACUGUGUCCGCAGUCUCUGGGCAUCCCUGUACUGUGUCCGCAGUCUCUGGUCAUCCCUGUACUGUCCGCAGUCUCUGGUCAUCCCUGUACUGUCCGCAGUCUCUCUGGUCAUCCCUGUACUGUGUCCGCAGUCUCUGGUCAUCCCUGUACUGUGUCCGCAGUCUCUGGUCAUCUCCUGUACUGUGUCCGCAGUCUCUGGUCAUCUCCUGUACUGUCCGCAGUCUCUGGUCAUCCCUGUACUGUGUCCGCAGUCUCUGGUCAUCCCUGUACUGUGUCCGCAGUCUCUGGUCAUCCCUGUACUGUGUCCGCAGUCUCUGGUCAUCCCUGUACUGUGUCCGCAGUCUCUGGUCAUCUCC
Staurois parvus is the source of this 591-nucleotide messenger RNA. The record is from the annotation of a GenBank genome assembly. NCBI's taxonomy places the organism in Eukaryota, Metazoa, Chordata, Amphibia, Anura, Ranidae.